AUGAGUCUGGGAGUAUUUAUCUGUCUGCUUGCUUUUGUUUCAGGAAACGCAUAUGACGGAUCGAUCGAAGUGGACGCGGAGGAGGCGUCCAUCUUGUACGACAUUUGGGAACAGGAUAACAGUCAGUGGUUGAAGGAACAGUGCAUGAGGAUAGGUGACGCCUACAUCAUCGUCUACUCAGUGACAGACAAGUCCAGCUUUGAGAAGGCGUCAGAGCUACGCAUCCAGCUACGCAGAGCUCGCCAGUCUGAGAACAUUCCCAUCAUCCUUGUUGGAAAUAAGAGCGAUCUGGUGCGGUCCAGAGAAGUCUCUGUGGAUGAUUCUCACCUGCGCCUCCCUUCCUUUUUUUGGCAGAGGGCAGCACCUGCCAAUCUACACCACAAUGUCAGGGACCUGUUCGAGGGCAUCGUCCGGCAGAUCCGACUGUGGAAAGACAGCAAGGAGGAGAACGCUCGCCGUAUGGGCAAAUGCAAACGACGCGAGAGCAUCGGCAAGAAGGCCAAGCGUUUCCUGGGCCGUAUGGUGGCCCGGAAGAACAAGAAGAUGGCCUUCAGACAGAAGUCCAAGUCCUGCCAUGACCUUUCGGUCCUCUGAGAGUAUAGUAUCUGGACUGCUGUGUGUUUUUAACACUAACCCCAAGGACUGAUAGAGCUGUACAGAAAUUAUAUAUUUUAUUAUAUUAAUUAAAUACAACAGACAUGUCCAUGAUAAUGAUCUGGCUUUUGAA
Messenger RNA from Coregonus clupeaformis (lake whitefish), 727 nucleotides. RefSeq names its product GTP-binding protein RAD-like. The transcript has 4 exons. The record is from RefSeq and is a predicted model, not a curated record. Gene Ontology annotation, cellular component: plasma membrane. The coding region runs from base 1 to 594 and encodes 197 amino acids. Lineage: Eukaryota; Metazoa; Chordata; Actinopteri; Salmoniformes; Salmonidae. Gene Ontology annotation, molecular function: GTPase activity; calcium channel regulator activity; GTP binding.